AUGCAAAGGAACCGAAUGCAGGCUGGGGUGUUACCUUGCUCUGUCACCGCAGCACUAUUAGUGAAAUGGUGUGUUGGAUUGGGCGGAUAUUCAGGUGCUGGUACUCCGCCGCUAUAUGGCGAUUUCGAAGCACAGAGGCAUUGGAUGGAAAUCACAAAUCACUUGCCUAUUCGACAAUGGUAUACUUAUGACCUGAAAUAUUGGGGAUUGGACUAUCCGCCCUUAACUGCCUAUCAUUCCUGGCUCUGCGGAUUCAUAGGAUCCUUCAUUAAUCCGACAUGGUUCGAACUGGACAAGUCCCGUGGAAUAGAGACUGUUGGGAGCAAACUAUUCAUGCGUGCCUCCGUCCUUGUGUCCAAUUUGCUCGUGUAUAUCCCCGCCUUGGUAUUCUUCGUUCGUGCAUGGCAUAGCAGCCGUUCAAGACGUACACAAAGCUUGGCACUUCUAUGUCUGCUGUUCCAACCUUCCUUAAUUCUCAUCGACUCUGGACAUUUUCAAUAUAACUCUGUUAUGCUUGGUUUCACCAUCCUUGCACUCGACUUCUUUUCGCAGGGUCGAGAUGAACUAGGAGCCAUCUGUUUUGUUGCCAGCCUCUGCUUCAAACAGAUGGCGCUUUACUAUGCACCCGCGAUAGGUUCAUAUUUACUCGGUAGAUGUCUAACUUUAGGUCCAAACGCUGGACCACGCCUGUUCUUCCGGCUUGCCGCAACAACAGUCGGUUCCUUCAUUAUCGCAUUCCUUCCUUUCCUUCCACCGUUUGCACCCCUCUCCGGAAUACUCGACCCUCUUUCACGUAUUUUCCCAUUCGCGCGUGGACUCUUCGAAGACAAGGUCGCCAACUUCUGGUGUGCGUCGAACGUCAUCUUAAAAUGGCGCACGCUUCUUCCUCAACCUACGUUAAUCAAGCUCUCAACGGCUCUUACCGUCUUGGGUUUCUUACCCUCUGCGAUACAACUCGUUGCAACUGGUUGGAAAACGAUGGACUUAUCCCCCGAUGAUUCUGGUCGUCCAGAAUCUCGAGAUACCUCGAUAAAGAAAAGAAAAGAUGAGACAGUCGCGACUCCGACUCUACCGAUCCUUCCUUGGGCGAUGCUUUCCUCUUCCAUGUCGUUUUUCCUAUUCUCGUUCCAGGUCCAUGAGAAGACGAUCCUCCUUCCGCUUCUUCCGAUCAACCUCCUAUUGUCUGGUGCACCACAGAACUCGUUCAUGUUUAAUUGGGGGAUGUUGGUGAAUAACGUUGCUGUCUUUAGCAUGUGGCCGUUAUUGAAGAAAGACGAACUUGGGCUUCAGUAUAUCGCAUUGACAUUCUUAUGGAACUAUUUACUCGGAUACAAUCCCUUUCGUAAACCAACUGAAAAACAGCUCGUUUACUAUUUCAGUCUCGCAACAUACUCCGCAAUCCUACUCUUACACACCGCAGAACUCCUCAUCACACCUCCACGUCGUUACCCCGAUAUCUUCCCCGUUUUAAACGUACUAGUUUGUACUCCGGUGUUUGGAAUGACUUGGCUUUGGAGUAUUAAGAGGAGUACGGAGGUUGCGUGGGGUGUUGGUGGGUUGAGUGUUACUAGCAGUAGGAGAGCGAAGAAUGGUGCUAGCUCGACGACGACGACGACGACGACGACGACGACGAAAAGUGAUUGA
Fomitiporia mediterranea MF3/22 is the source of this 1644-nucleotide messenger RNA. Its product is annotated as glucosyltransferase. Lineage: Eukaryota; Fungi; Basidiomycota; Agaricomycetes; Hymenochaetales; Hymenochaetaceae. The coding region runs from base 1 to 1644 and encodes 547 amino acids. Gene Ontology annotation, cellular component: endoplasmic reticulum membrane. Gene Ontology annotation, biological process: protein N-linked glycosylation. The transcript has 8 exons. Gene Ontology annotation, molecular function: dolichyl pyrophosphate Man9GlcNAc2 alpha-1,3-glucosyltransferase activity. The record is from RefSeq and is a predicted model, not a curated record.